AUGUCAGCCGUCCUCGGUGACAAGGACGUCAACGCCGUCAUGGACCAGCAAAACGCCGCCAAGGACGUUAAGAGCAUGGAGUACCACCGCCAGGUAUUCCAGUCCAAGAUGGCUGCUGAGACGACCAAGCAAUAUGUUUCUCCGUCGGAUAAUAUCAUGAGCCCUUGUACGGCCAAGAUUAACGCUUUGCGAAAUAAGCACGCCAGCAAGGCCAAGCCCAAGUCUCUCUUUGCCCAGGCGAGUGUUAAGAAACUCAAUGGCGAGAAUUCGCUCGGCGCCCGGUCCAUCCAGCAGUGA
Metarhizium brunneum ARSEF 3297 is the source of this 297-nucleotide messenger RNA. RefSeq lists its product as uncharacterized. Lineage: Eukaryota; Fungi; Ascomycota; Sordariomycetes; Hypocreales; Clavicipitaceae. The record is from RefSeq and is a predicted model, not a curated record.